AUGGAUAGAAAUAGAGAGGCUGGAGAACUGGGGGGAGUUGCUGGUGGAGGAGUGGGGACUCACCAACCAGCCAACCCUACGCUACCUACUUCUUCUACACCAUCUCCUAAUACCGUGGAUCCUGUGAAAGCUUUCUCUAUUGAGAAAUUCAUGGGGGAGGACUACGAGCACUGGAGUUUCCGCAUGAGGCUGAUGUAUACCCAAUACAAGCUAUUGGAUUUGGUGGAGGGGAAGGAGAAGAUGCCGGAGGCCGCGGAGCUGAAAGGAGCGUGGAUGAAGCGAUCGUUCGACGCGUAUAUGCUCAUGGUGCAAGCGUCAUGGUCUGCCCUAACGAUCAACCUCAACUCCCAACAACCCCAAUGGAGCGUGGUUUACAUUCGCGCGCGCAUCCUAGAGGAGGACUUGCGGCGGCGGAGUGUGGAGCGCUCGGAGGAGGGGGCUGGCUAUGGAGUUGGAGGUGGAAAGAGUGGCUUCAAGAAGAAGUGGAAGGGCAAGAAUAAGGAUAACCAUAAGGAGGAUGGCGGCGGGGGUCAAGGGGAGGUGUGCUUCUACUGCAAGAAGCGCGGACAUCGUUGGCGGAAGUGCUACCAACGACCCAAGGAUUGGACCCCGCCUUCAUCAAGCAACCAGCGUGGUGGCACAAGGAGUGGGGGAGUCAUGGGAGCUAGUGGAGACGAGAAGGAUGAGGAGAAAGGCGGCAAAUCUGAGGAGCGGAAGGCCGGGUUCUUCUUCUUCGUGAACGAAGGCGCAACCGACCACGCUAUGGCUGCCAAGUUUGUGGAGGACGUCAUGUACAAGGACUGGCAGCAGCAGCAGCAGGUGCAUAUUGGCUUGCGCCUGCAGGAGAUUGAGCGGUCUGCAGUGGAGGAGGUUCAGCUGCACCUUGAGGAUCUCCCUGGGUCAGAGCUGACCAGUGACCACAGUGGCGGUGGUGAGCAGCAAGGCGCUGGUCCUACUGCGGAGGAGGGGUUGGAGGAUGAGUCGGCACGUGUGGACUCACCAUCUCAGCCCGAGCCUGCUGCAAACACCAAGGUCACCAAGAGGAGUGUGCAGAGAGGAGCUUCACCACAUGGGCAGCAGACUGUAACCCGUGAGAAGAGAGUGGCAGCAGCACCCUCAAGGCUGAACCACAGUGGAGGAGGCACUUAG
This is a messenger RNA of Closterium sp. NIES-65, 1149 nucleotides long. The record is from the annotation of a GenBank genome assembly. Lineage: Eukaryota; Viridiplantae; Streptophyta; Zygnematophyceae; Desmidiales; Closteriaceae.